Molecule: messenger RNA, 2299 nt
Organism: Anopheles moucheti
Lineage: Eukaryota; Metazoa; Arthropoda; Insecta; Diptera; Culicidae
Product: dolichyl-diphosphooligosaccharide--protein glycosyltransferase subunit 1
Exons: 2
Coding region: 88-1467 (459 amino acids)
Cellular component (GO): oligosaccharyltransferase complex; membrane
Source: RefSeq, a predicted model, not a curated record
UUGAUAAACUGGAAAAGACACCGUAGCAGCUCGCGCGAGCCGGAUAGAAUUUUAAGCUACGGAAACACGCAUUUUCUAAAGUGGAAAAUGGGAAACGCGGUGCUAUUUCUUUGCUGCUUCGCAGCCGUGUUUGUGGGAGCAUAUGUGCAGGCAGCGAUCGACAUGGAAAUAGAAAACAGAGCCGUUGAUCGAACGAUAGAUUUGACUUCGCAAUUGGUGAAAAUUUCGUACAAAAUAACGCUGGAGCACAAAUCGAAAAAGCCCAUCGGUACCUACCUCUUCCUAGUGCCCGAGAGUGAUCGAGAAAGGUUGUCCUUUAUUUCGGCAAAAGAUUCUGCGAAGAAGGAGCUGAAGCUCACGGAAACCACGACUCCGAAGGGUGUGACGUUCAGCAUGACCCUGCCGGCCGGUGCAUCGAACCCGGUGGUGUACAUCGAAACCGUGUUCACGAAAUCUCUCAAGCCGUUCCCGUCGUCCAUCGCCCAAAGCGAACGGCAACUUGUGCAGUACUUUGGAAACGCUUACUUCUACUCGCCGUACCCAACAGUGACACAGAAAACGACGGUACAUCUGAGCUCUCGCAAUGUGGAAAGUUAUACCCAGUUCAAGCCCAGCGCCCAAUCGGACAGCUCAAUUACGUACGGACCGUACGAUAACGUGGCAGCGUUCUCUCACGAGCCGGUGACGAUUCACUUUGAAAAUUUCACUCCAUUCCUCACCGUGACUCGUCUGGAGCGUACGAUUGAAGUAUCGCACUGGGGUAAUAUCGCCGUGGAAGAGACGAUCGACAUCGUACACUCGGGUGCCACACUGAAGGGUGCAUUUUCGCGCUACGACUACCAGAAGGAUGCCCGUUCUAACCAACCCAGCGUGAAAUCCUACAAAACACUUUUGCCAGCUUCGGCAACCGGUGUUUACUACCGUGAUACGAACGGCAACAUUUCCACCUCGGCUCUGCGCACACUGAAGGAUGCUGUCGAGCUGGACCUUCGUCCACGGUUCCCUCUGUUCGGUGGCUGGCGCACACACUACACCCUCGGGUACAACGUGCCGAGCUUCGAGUAUCUGUUCCAGAAUGGAGACAAUUUCCUGCUGAAGAUGCGUGUCAUCGAUCACAUCUUUGACGAUAUGGUGAUCGAUGAAGUCGUGACGAAGAUCAUUCUUCCCGAGGGGGCAAACAACAUCAAACUGAUCGCGCCAUACUCCAUCCAGCGGCAUGCGGAUUCGUUGCACUACACGUACCUGGACACCUUCGGGCGUCCGGUGAUUUCCUUCAGCAAGCGCAACCUAGUUGAAAAUCACAUUAACGACUUCAACCUAAAAUAUAACUUUUCGCGUGUCAUGAUGCUGCAGGAACCGUUGCUGGUGGUGGGCUUCCUGUACGUGUUGUUCGUUUUCGUCAUCGUCUGGAUGCGGUUGGACUUUUCCAUUAUCAAGGAGAAGGAGCCACACCAGCACAAGGAUUAAGAGAGGUGGCGGAGCAAAAAGACACCACUAUCUUUCCUGUUCUUUUUUUUCUCACACAUUCUUGGUGCACUAUUGGAGAGGAGGUUGGUAAAUGAAAACUGUCCAGGGGUCGUUUGUGCUAAAAUGUUUACUUUACUCUUUCUGUAAAAACACACUCCAUCUAUAGACUUAAUCGUGGUGGAGUAACAAUUCUUGUGUUCCAGCGUUUGAUCUUAGCACCUGGUAGCAUUACUAGUGCUGCACGACUUAAUUUCGAUGCAGAGUGAACUAAUUGACCAAUCAACAACAAAUACCCAAUUGCGUUCAGCUUACGAAGUGGUGCAUCAUUUCAUGCUAUCUGAACAAAGUAGACGAAUAAAAAUAAAACAUAAACAUAACAAAAUUUGCCGUAUUUCACAACAUUUUUAAAGAAAACAUUAUUAAUCUGGGAACUAUCAAGGAACUGUGGAGUUUGAUCAAUGUGCUGAAGAGAUCGUUAAACGAACAAAUUGGAAUAGUGAAAUUGAUUUCCAAAAACGGAUAGAAGGAGAUCAUUCAGGUGCGAAAGAAAUAUUAACAACAAAAUGGUAGGCAGUCUAAAUAUUGGUUUGAUAUGCCCACUGGAAUCUGGCGAGCCUAAAUCGUAACCAAUAUCAGAGCCCGUCAUACAGUUGCUACGAGUUGUUAUUGUUCUUCUAAAAUCCAAAGGCUAAAAAUCCUGUUGAACAUUUUUUUUAAACGAUUUCGUCAGCAAUGUACAACAUCCUUCAAUCCAUGGGUAUUUAUUUGGAUGAUUGGUAACCAGCAUCCUUGUGUGAAUUGCAAAUCAGCUCUUAUUUACUUUUGACCCAAG